This is a messenger RNA of Trichomycterus rosablanca, 3503 nucleotides long. RefSeq names its product NACHT, LRR and PYD domains-containing protein 3-like. Gene Ontology annotation, molecular function: protein binding. NCBI's taxonomy places the organism in Eukaryota, Metazoa, Chordata, Actinopteri, Siluriformes, Trichomycteridae. The transcript is spliced from 9 exons. Gene Ontology annotation, biological process: intracellular signal transduction. The record is from RefSeq and is a predicted model, not a curated record. The coding region runs from base 60 to 2726 and encodes 888 amino acids.
CUGAUCUGAGAUCAGUGGAAGAUAAAAGCUCAGACUCACCUGAACCCAGCUGUGUGUCCAUGAAGAGUGAUCGGUCAAUGAGAGAUCCCCUAUUCUUCAAAGAAGGAAAUUCUUCUACUGAUCUGAGAAAACAAGAGAAAUUGAAGAAAUCAGAAAGAAGCAGCAGAAAUGAGGUGGAUUCAGUAUUUAAGGAGCUGGAGCAGAAAGUCUUCACUCUGUUAAAAAAUGAGCUGAAUAAAUAUAAGAAGAUACUGAGUCCAGGUUACCCAGAAUGCUCUGAGGUGAAGGAUGAGGAGAAUCAAUGUAGUUUCAGAGAGGAGGUACUGAAGAUCACUCUACAUGUCCUGAAGAAGAUGAACCAGACAGAUUUAGCCAACACACUGCAGACCAAGCUGGUCUCUGUUUAUCAGAAGAACCUCAAAACCAAACUGAUAGAGAAAUAUAAAAGAAUUAAUGAAGGAAUCUCACAGCAUGGAUCAUCAGUUCUCCUGGAUCAGAUCUACACUGAGCUCUACAUCACAGAGGGUUCGAGUGGAGACGUCAAUAAUGAAUAUGAGGUGAGACAGAUUGAAACCACAUCCAGGAGACCAACAACACAGGAGAAACCCAUCAAAUGUAACGACCUCUUUAAAGACACGUCCAUCAGAACUGUGCUGACUAAAGGAGUUGCUGGAAUUGGAAAAACCGUCUCUGUGCAGAAGUUCAUUCUGGACUGGGCUGAAGGAAAAGCCAAUCAGGAUGUUCUCUUCAUGUUCCCACUUUCCUUUAGAGAGCUGAAUCUGAUUAAGGAGAAACAUCUCAGUCUGAUGAAGCUUCUUCAGUAUUUUUUUCCAGAAUUUAAAAGAAUUAAAUCAAUAAACUGCAGCACCUACAAGAUCAUUUUCAUCUUUGAUGGUCUGGAUGAGUGUCGACUUCCUCUAAACUUCCAGAACAAUGAGAUUGUGUGGGAUGUAACAGAAUCAGCCUCAGUGGAUGUGCUGCUGACAAACCUCAUCAAUGGGAACCUGCUUCCAUGUGCUCUCCUCUGGAUCACCUCUCGACCAGCUGCAGCCAAUCAGAUCCCUCCUGAGUGUGUAGCCCAGGUAACAGAGGUACGAGGGUUCAGUGAUCCUCAGAAAGAGGAGUACUUCAGGAAGAGGAUCAGUGAUAAGAAGCUGGCCAAUAAAAUCAUCAAACACAUGAAGUCAUCAAGAAGCCUCUACAUCAUGUGUCACAUUCCAGUUUUCUGCUGGAUUUCAGCCUCUGUUCUAGAGAGAAUGCUGGGUGAAGCAGAGGGUGGAGAGAUCCCCAAAACUCUGACUCAAAUGUUCAUCCACUUCCUGAUCUUUCAGAUCAAACACAAGGAACAAAAGUAUCAUGGGAAAUGUGACCCUGACCCUCAUCAGACCAGAGAGACGAUACUGGCACUGGGAAAACUGGCUUUCCAACAGCUGGAGAAAGGAAACCUGAUCUUCUAUGAAGAAGACCUGAGAGAGUGUGGUAUUGAUGUCGGAGAAGUGUCAGUGUACUCAGGAGUGUGCACCCAGAUCUUCAGAGAGGAGUUUGGGUUACACCUGGGGAAGGUCUUCAGCUUUGUUCAUCUGAGCGUCCAGGAGUUUCUGGCUGCUUUAUUUGCAUUUAUCUGCUAUAUCAGCAAAAAUCUAGCAGAACAACAAACCACUGAUCUGUCUGAUCUGUUCACGAAGUCCAGCAUGUCUGAUUUCCUCAAGAGUGCAGUGGACAAGGCCUUACAGUGUGAGAAUGGACACCUGGACCUUUUCCUUCGCUUUCUUCUGGGUCUCUCACUGGAGUCCAAUCAGACUCUCUUACGAGACCUACUGACACAGACAGGAAGUAGCUCUCACAGUAAACAGGAAGCUGUGGAAUACAUCAAGGAGAAGAUCAGGGAGAAUCCCUCACCAGAGAAAUCCAUCAAUCUGUUCCACUGUCUGAAUGAACUGAACGAUCAUUCUCUGGUGCAGGAGGUUCAGACUUACCUGAACAGAAUAGAACCUGGUUUUGUAUUUAAUGAUCCUGGUUGUCUCAGAGGAAUCAGUCUCUCUCCUGCUCAGUGGUCAGCGCUGGUGUUUGUGUUACUGAACUCAGAAGAAGAUCUGGAGAAGUUUGAUUUGAGGAAAUAUUACAGAUCAGAUGAAGGUCUUCUGAAGCUGCUGCCAGUGGUGAAAGAAUCCAGAAGAGCUGAGUUGUAUAAUUGUGAUCUAACAGGUGAAAGUUGUGCAGCUCUGUCCUCAGUUCUCAGUUCAAACUCCAACAAUCUGAGAGAUCUGAACCUGAGUAACAAUAACCUGCAGGAUUCAGGAGUGAAGCUGCUCUCUGCUGCACUGAAGAAUCCACACUGUACACUGGAGAUACUGUGGUUGGAUGAUUGUUCUCUAACAGGUGAAAGUUGUGCAGCUCUGUCCUCAGUUCUCAGUUCAAACUCCAACAAUCUGAGAGAUCUGAACCUGAGUUACAAUAAGCUGCAGGAUUCAGGAGUGAAGCUGCUCUCUGCUGCACUGAAGAAUCCACACUGUACACUGGAGAUACUGAGGUUGGUGGGCUGCUGGAUUACAGAUGAAGGUUUUAUAUCUCUGGCUUCAGCUCUGAGAUCAAACUCCUCAUCACUCCUGAAACAUCUGGAUCUGAGCCUCAAUAAUCCAGGAGAAUCAGGAGUGAAGCUUCUCACUGAUCUACAGAAGGAUCCUCACUGUAAACUGGAGACACUACAUAUCUCCAGUAGAUGGUAACAAAGUCCUCCAGCCCGUGUGUUGCAGCUCGUAUCCAGAUGAAAUGUUUCCUUCAUUAGAAAGCUGAAGCUCCAUCAUGGGCAGAACAGAGAUCAGAAGCUCCACAUCCCUUCAAUCUUCUAGUGACAGUCUGUCCAGUAACUGCAAUCUUAGAUGGAAAGAGUCUUUGGCUCAGAUCCACAUGCAGUUCCCAGUCCCUGGCUAUGCUCAGUGUACAUAAGUCUGCUGGUUUUCCUCUUCCUAAAGGAUGUGAACUGUGGGAAGGUAGUCUGGACAUUAAGGGGGGCGGCACUGGUUGUAACUCUCUUUUGCUUGAGUGCUAAGACCAAGUUCCUCAGCACUUGGUUAUGGUGUCAGGUGGAUCUACCUUGAGUUAAGCUGUUCUUGGAACCCACCAGGAUGUGUUUGAGUGUUGCUGGAGCUGCAGGUUGGAGACAGGCUGGAUCUUUACCAAGCCAGAGAUGAAGUGUACCCGGCCAAUAAAGUGAUUCUGAUAAAUGUUCUACAGUUACAGUAGAUUUUUAUCAUUAUUACAUUAAAUAAAUACUAAUGCAGCAGCUUGUCUUACAUAACCUAGAAAUAUGAGAGUAGGAAAUGUUCUGGAGAACAUACUAAUCUGAUUCUUUUACAGCUGCACUACGAGCUGUUUGUUGGUUUUAUUUACUCUUCACAGUAAAUUCAAUAUGUAACGCUGUAAUGCUAGUGCUUUUUUAUUGAGUAUGUAAAGUAACCUUCAUUUUAUUCUGUCAUGCUGGAGAAUUGAUUUGUAUAAUAAAA